Pocillopora meandrina is the source of this 867-nucleotide messenger RNA. The record is from the annotation of a GenBank genome assembly. NCBI's taxonomy places the organism in Eukaryota, Metazoa, Cnidaria, Anthozoa, Scleractinia, Pocilloporidae.
AUGAACAAGCUGCUGUUGAUAGCCCUUUUUGGAUUGGUGCUCGCUAUAGGCUUAGCGCUUUCGUUUGAUGAUGAUGAAAACAAUGAGGCCAGAGGCGAUUUAGAGAGGUAAAAUGAAACUUUUUUUCUUGGUAUUCUGUUUUGCCUUUGAUAAUACGAGUUUUUUUUUUUUUAAUGAACUUUAUAAAUUUGGAAUACGGUUUCGACAAAACUGAUAUUUGCUAAUCUAUUUGACCAAAGUGAGUUCUACUGGAAUGGUGAGGAAGAGGACGGAGACGAUGAGGAGCCAAAAGAGGAGAGGGAAACGAUAAAUGGCUACAGUGUUGAAGAAAAACAUGAUAAACCCUUAUCCGGUCCAAUGCAGAAAUCAGCCGAUCCGAUUCUACCUUUCAUAGGUUUGCGCCUACUGAGGCGAGCGUUUCGCCGUCGUCGUCGCCGCCGAAGACGGAGAUUUGGUUAAUUCAUCGAAAUUAGUCACAAGGACAGAGAUAAGGUGGCUUAAAACGGUAAGAGAACGAAGUGUAAGUUUUCGACGAAAAUAGUCUAAGACAGGAUUUGGGUGAGAUAAAGGCUUCGCUGAGUUUCUAACUAAGUUAUAAUAAUCGUCCAAAACUGUCUUUUAUAGGCGUUCUCUUGGGUAAUUCGUGUAUUGCUGCAACCACCGAACUGGGAAUUUAAAAUAAAAUUACAUCAUUUUUUUAUGCACGAACUUUAAAAAAUUGACAGUUACACUAAAUCUAACUUUUUGAAACUUUUGCCUGAAGCAUGGGAUCUUUAUCUUGCAGGCUUGAAAAGGAUCUUGUAAUCUGGAGGACACAAAGACCUUUUUCCUAUUGCUGAGUUUCUUUGCGUUUAUAUGAACAACGAG